Messenger RNA from Paramecium pentaurelia, 300 nucleotides. The record is from the annotation of a GenBank genome assembly. Lineage: Eukaryota; Ciliophora; Oligohymenophorea; Peniculida; Parameciidae.
AUGUCUAAAUAAUCAAAAGAUUAAGAGAAAUUAGGAAAGUUUUAUACUUUUGAAGUGACAGCAGAGAAAUUAUAAACUGUUUAAUAAAAAGCAAGAAAAAUGUAUAUUAAACAUUUUAGAAAUGCAUUUAUAUUUGGAUUUUGUAUUGAAUUAAUGAUAACAAAAUCAAGAAUUUGUAUCUUUAUUAUAUAUUAUUUAGAUGAAAAUAUUGUUAGAAAAAGUACUUAAAGAAGAUUAGAAUCAAAAAAAAAAGAAGAUGAUAAUCUUAAAUUAACAAAUAAUUAUAUAAAUCAUAAAUGA